Molecule: messenger RNA, 1743 nt
Organism: Plectropomus leopardus (leopard coralgrouper)
Lineage: Eukaryota; Metazoa; Chordata; Actinopteri; Perciformes; Serranidae
Source: RefSeq, a predicted model, not a curated record
CUGCUUAACCAACUUUUGACGUAGCUUUUCACCGCAUUUCAAGUUUGUUACACGUUUUACUCUCAGUUAUGGAUAUUUCAACGGUACCCUGUCGCGUUCACAGUUAAUAACUUUCCACUGAAUUUCUCGUUUUGUCGUGUUUUGAGUGAAUACCGUCGAUAGUUUGCUACCGGGAUGUCAACGCCGUUACAGCACCCGGGAUAUGAGGAGGAGAGGCUGCAGAGGGUCUGGGAGCAGCUGCCCUGUAGAGGGGUCCAGGCGGGCAUGCUGCUGUCGCUCAUGGGGCAGCCGCCCCAGUACAGCUACCCGUCAAUCUUCAUCUAUGGUCAUCGGGCUUCGGGGAAGAGUCAUGUGAUGCAUGUUUUGCUGAAGGAACUUGAGCUGCCUCACGCCACAGUCAGCUGUGUCGAAUGUGUCUCGGUUGCGUUACUGUUUGAACAAGUGCUGCUGUCCUUCUUCGGCUGCGACGCCGCCUCGCUGCUCCCCCGCAGUCCCUCCCUGUCUGACUUUGUUCGCAUCUACAGACAGCAGUGCUCCCAGUCUCCUGCCAAGCAGACACGAUACAUUGUGAUGGAAAAAGCCGAGCUCCUGAGAGACACUGAUGCCAAUUUGCUCCCUGCUCUGCUACGUCUUCAGGAAUUGGUUGAGGACAACGUGACCGUCAUCCUGCUCAGUGAAAUCGUCUGGGACAAGUUCAGACCAAACACCGGCUGUUUCGAGCCCCUUCUGCUCCAUUUCCCUGACUACAGUAAAGGUGAGCUGCAGCAGAUUUUGUCCCAGGACAGACAUCCAUCAUAUUCAGCUGAGCUUUACUCGUCCUACAUCAACAUCCUGCUGGGAGUCUUUUACUCGGUCUGUCGGGACCUCAGAGAGCUGCGCCACCUGGCUGCCCUCAACUUUUCAAAGUUCUGCGAGCCGUUAGUAGAAGGAAAAGUGAAGGAGACUGACACGCAUAAGCUGUGGAGAAACAUCGAGCCGCAUCUGAAAAAAGCCAUGCAGACUGUUUACCUGCGAGAAGUGUCCAGUCUUCAGUGGGAGCAGAUGCAGCAAAUGGAGGAGAAGGAGAGCGGUGCUUUGAGAGGUUUAUCCGCUCACACUCAUGUUGAACUGCCUUAUUACUCCAAGUUCCUGUUGAUCGCUGCCUACCUGGCAUCCUACAACCCCGCCCGCACAGAUAAACGCUUCUUUCUAAAGCACCAUGGUAAAAUAAGAAAAACAAACUUCUUGAAGAAAAAUGAAAAGACAAGUAACCACCUUCUGGGGCCAAAGCCAUUCCCUCUGGACCGCCUGCUUGCCAUUUUUUACAGUGUAGUGGACAGCAGAGUCGCCCCCACUGCAAGCAUCUUCUCUCAGAUCUCCUCUCUAGUGACCCUGCAGCUGUUGACUCAGGUCAGUCACGACGACCAGCUCGACGCCCCCAAGUACAAAUGUGCCGUUUCUAUGGACUUCAUCUGUGCCAUCUCCAGGACGGUGAACUUUGAGAUUGUCAAGUACCUUUAUGACUUCCUCUGAGCCUCCUGAGAAUAAAGGAGAGACGACACACAGUGACAGUAAGACAAAAGAAGGAUUUCUACCUUUAAAAACGAAAUGAGGAGCUCGGACUAUUGUUGGGAAUUUUAAGGAGGAAAAUUAAUCCAAUUAUGUCUCUGCCCCCUUGUGGAUGAUGAAAACGAUUUUUUUUCUUGUUAAGUCUCUCAAAAUUAGAAAAAAACUCUCCCUGUUAAAUAUUUGAAUUCUUAUAAA